This is a messenger RNA of Sphaeramia orbicularis (orbiculate cardinalfish), 1750 nucleotides long. Its product is annotated as zinc/cadmium resistance protein. Gene Ontology annotation, molecular function: zinc ion transmembrane transporter activity; calcium channel inhibitor activity. Bases 130 to 1743 code for a protein of 537 amino acids. The transcript has 6 exons. NCBI's taxonomy places the organism in Eukaryota, Metazoa, Chordata, Actinopteri, Kurtiformes, Apogonidae. Gene Ontology annotation, cellular component: Golgi apparatus; endoplasmic reticulum; membrane. The record is from RefSeq and is a predicted model, not a curated record. Gene Ontology annotation, biological process: zinc ion transmembrane transport; detoxification of zinc ion; intracellular zinc ion homeostasis.
GUGGACACAGAGAGGGAGAGAUGGGGAGCACCAUGAAUGACAUUUUUGUGAUGCCACAACGCACAGUACAUCCAAGACGACACCGUUCUGAACGCUGCUCGAGGAUCCUCCACAUCUCAGGCUGCAGCUAUGAGCGUCCUACACUGGUGCAUGAUGGGAGUCACCCUCCUGUUGCUGCUGUGUGAGGUUGUCAUCAGUCAGGUCUGCGAGUCUCUGAUCACCCUGUUGGAUGGUUUCCACACGCUCUACCUCCUCAUGCAAAUGUCCUCCUUUUCUCUUCAAAGUUCAAGUGUAAAACUCUCAUCUCUGGGUUUCCCUGCAUCUUCACCCCCUGCUCCCUCCUCCUCAGCACCUCCUCAUUCAUCAGAGUCAUUACUUAAACCUCCUCAAUCACCUCCUCAGCCUUCCAGAGCUCCUCCUGCUCCUCCUCUAGACUGUGGUCUGAACUAUGCCAACAGCAGGAUCCGGCCUUUGGGGGCGCUGAUUUCUGCUCUUGUUUUGGCUUGUCUGAACAUCUCCUGCUUAAUAGAAAUCAUUAACUUCAUGCUGGAGCCCCGGCCAGGACAGGAGCCCCUGUUGGUGGUUGUGGCUGGUGCUGUCAGUCUGCUCUUUAAAAUGCUGGUGCUUGGACUGAGCUGCAUUCGGCUGCAGGGUGACCGAGUCCACACAGAAGAGAUGAAAGACACAGAAUCUCACAUUGAAGUCAAUCACAGAGUCUUGGCUGAAGGAGAAUCCAAAGGCCUGGUUGAGCGGGGCGGAGUCCUGGACAGCAUUGGAGAAGUGGAACCUGCUGUGGAUGACUCACUCCACAACGGGGCGCUUGUCCUCCGUAACCCAGACUUCUUAAAACUCCCUGACUCUGACUCUCCCGCCCCGAUGCAACAAGAUGGUGAAGCAUCAACUGGGGCUCCAGAUUUAAAGAUCUGCACGUGUGAAGCUCAUUUAGGGGACAUUACAGAGAUUCAUAAAGACAGUACUUGCAUAGACGAUCAGAAUUCAUCUAAACCUCCUCCAGCUUACACAUCAUCACAUCAGUCUAAAAGCCCCAUACCCAACAGCCAGCAGUCAGCCUGUCUCAUCCCAUUUACCCUCAACAUUCAGGACCUUUUAACCCCUAUUCUGGUCCUGAUCAACAGCCUGGUGAUGCUGACGAUUGGACCAAUGUGCUCAGGACCCUGUAGUGUAUUGGUUUACAUGGAUCCUGUGUUAUCGGUGCUCGCUGUGAUUCUACUCACUGUUAAAGCACUACCAGAGGUCCUCAGAUAUGGAAUGCUGCUGCUACAGUCCACACCUCCACACAUCUCGGUUUCUGACCUUGGGCGGAGGAUUGCGGAUGUGCCUGGCGUUCAGGCUGUUCAUGACCUCCACAUCUGGCAGCUGACUGAUUCGUCGAUAGUGGCCUCUGUCCACAUUCACUGCCACGCUGGGUUUCCAGUGUACAGGUGUGCAGAUGUGUUGCUGGGGGUCACCAGGGUGCUGCAGAGUGUUGGUGUGAACUGCUGCACCGUUCAGCCAGAAUUCACAUCCUGCUCUGCACCGUCCGCUGCUGGCCAGGCCGACAGCGCCACAGAGAGCCCCUCCACAACUCCCCUCCCGACCUGCAGCCUCACCUGUGGAAAGGCCUGCGCUGGGAACAUGUGCUGCGCUGUCCUUGAAGAUGGAUGCAGGGGUCUGUCAGCGCCACCAGCUGGAGAAACAAAGAAAGACCGUCAGACACUGAUCUUAGAGAACAACUUCCAUUAAUUAUCUG